AUGUCUCCAGCAGAGGCAGAAACAAAAGCCGCAGGCACAACGCCCUCGCAGGCUCAGCUCUUCGAGGCCAUUGGCGCACAAGUUGACCAAGUCGCAUCGGCAACAACAGGCGCAGCGCAAGAUGACGCAGACGACGGCCCACCACCGGUCGAGGAGAUCGAGUCCCUCUGCAUGAACUGCCACGAGAACGGCACGACACGACUCCUCCUCACCCGCAUCCCCUUCUUCCGCGAGGUCGUCCUCAUGUCGUUCCGAUGCGACCACUGCGGCUUCCAAAACAGCGAGAUCCAGAACGCGGGCGCCGUGCAGCCGCGCGGCACGCACGUCGAGCUCCGCCUGACGGCCAUGCAGGACUUUUCGCGACAGGUCGUCAAGGCCGACACGGCGACGGUCAAGUUCAUCGAGUUGGACGUCGAGGUACCGCCGGGCCGUGGCCAACUCACAAACGUCGAGGGUCUGUUGUCCACCAUUAUUGACGACCUCGAAAGCACCCAAGUGGAGCGCAUGGAGAAACAACCCGAGGUGGCGGAAAAGGUUGCAGAGGUCAUCGAGAAGGGACGCAGGAUGCUCGCCGGCGAGUCCUUCCCGUUCCGGGUAUACGUCGACGACCCGGCCGGCAACUCAUGGAUCCAGCCGGACCCGCGCGAUGGCGUUGGAAAGUGGGAGAAGCGCGACUUCACUCGCACACCAGAGCAGAACGCCGCCCUCGGCUUGGCCGAUACCGAUGCGCCGUCGGGUCCUGGCGGCGUCAUUCCCCUCGGCGGCCAGGGCAGGCUCGACGAGAACGACAACAUUAUCCCCGACGAGGUUUACAGCUUCCCGGCCAGCUGCCCCGGCUGCAUGCACCCUUGCGUUACGCACAUGAAGAUGGUUGAUAUCCCCCACUUCAAGCAGGUCGUGCUCAUGAGCACCGUCUGCGACCACUGCGGCUACCGCUCCAACGACAUCAAGACGGGCGGCGCCGUCCCCGAAAAGGGCCGCAGGCUGACACUGCAGGUCAAGUCGGACGUCGACCUGGCCCGUGACAUUCUCAAGUCGGAGAGCUGCGCGCUCGAGUGCCCAGAGCUGAACCUCUCCGUCAACCCGGGCACACUCGGCGGCCGUUUCACCACCGUAGAGGGUCUGCUCACUCAAGUGCGCAACGACCUCAAGGCCCAGAUCUUCGAGGCCGACUCCACCCCGAAUCCCAGCAACGCCGAGGGUGCCAUCUCGAUGGAAGGCGGCGACUCGCUGUCGACCGAGGACAGGACGAGGUGGCAGGCCUUCUUCACCGAGCUGGACAAGGCCAUCGCCGGCGAGCGUGAAUUCUCCAUCGUCCUUGCCGACCCGCUGGCCAGCAGCUAUAUCCAGAGCUUGGCCGAUGAUCCGAGCAAGCCCGACUCACAGAUGACGGUCGAAGACUACGACAGGACGGAGGAGGAGGAGGAGGAGUUGGGACUGAAGGAUAUCAAGGUGGAGGGCUAUGAGGAGGACAGCAAGAAGGAGGAGGAUAAAGUUGAGACGGCGGAUGCGGCACCCAGCAGCACCGCUUGA
Messenger RNA from Pyricularia grisea, 1533 nucleotides. RefSeq lists its product as uncharacterized. Gene Ontology annotation, cellular component: cytoplasm; nucleus. The transcript has a single exon. Gene Ontology annotation, molecular function: zinc ion binding. The coding region runs from base 1 to 1533 and encodes 510 amino acids. NCBI's taxonomy places the organism in Eukaryota, Fungi, Ascomycota, Sordariomycetes, Magnaporthales, Pyriculariaceae. The record is from RefSeq and is a predicted model, not a curated record.